UCCAGCUUUACAAAUAUGAUAAGGCCAAAGUUGCAAGAACUCUCCCAGCGCUGUGAAGUCACAAUGGAGGAGACGUUGCAACAAGGGAAAAAAGACAUGGAAUAUGAAAAUCCAAACGAUGACCAAGGUGGGAUCCGUCGCAGACUGAGGGACCGGAAUCUGCUCAGGAAGAGAAAGGCUGAAGCUGAGGAAAAGGAAACUAACCAGUGGGUUUUUGGGGUGGAGAGCCAGAGGAAAAGAUCAAGGGCUGACGAGGAGGGUGGCACAAAGAAAAGAGGGAGGCCUCGGAAAAAUGAAGCCCUGGCGGAGGUGUCUGUCAUUCAGGCAGAGGCAGCAGACGUACAGGAGGCUCCCGCGGUCAUGGUGGUGCCUGAACCUGUAGCGGUCACUCCAGCCCAAACAUCAGGCCCUUCUCAACCAGCACUUGUCCUUACUUCACCUGCUCCAGUGCCAGUGCUUGGACGAGUCCAAAGCCUUGUGAUUGCUCCUACUACUUCUCCAAAUCCACUUCCAUCUGUGGUUUUACCUUCAAUUCCUGCUUCAUCUCCUGCAAAAAGUGUAGACACAGCUCUAGGUUCAGCAGCAGAUGCUGGUCCAGCUGCAGCUCCUGCUCCUCCACUGGUGGAGACUCUCUACACAGAGUCUCAGGGCAAGGAGAGCCUUGAGCAAGUCCUAGUUGAGGACUUGGGCCCAGAUGAGGAGGAAGACUCUCCAUCACAAGACAAAGGAGCUGAUAAAGAUUUGGGCGAGACACCACUCAUCAGCUUACCUGAAAAAAGCCAAAUCUUUUCAGUUCCAGGUUUGUCCUCUCCGCCUCCAUCACAAGGAUAUCUCCCAGGAAAUUAAUGCCAAUGUUUCUCUUCCUCACAAACUGCUCUGUAUCCAUUCUGUCCUAGUUUGUACCUGAUUUGGUGUUUGGUUAAUGCAUGAAUUCAAACCAAACCUUUAAGCUUAUUUAUUCUUGGUUUGUGUGUCUCUACGAAGUUAAUAAAAUCUAUUUUGUACUUUCCAUUUAGCUGAAAAAAGAAGCUUAAGUUUAUUUAAAAGUAAAUAUAUAAAUCAUGGAUAAUGUUUUUUUUUUUAAAUUAUGGCUGUAUCUGAUCAAAUUUUGUAAAAAGUUGUUUUUCAUCGAAUAAAAUACACAGCUUACACUUUU
Molecule: messenger RNA, 1156 nt
Organism: Betta splendens (Siamese fighting fish)
Lineage: Eukaryota; Metazoa; Chordata; Actinopteri; Anabantiformes; Osphronemidae
Gene: hemgn
Product: hemogen
Exons: 5
Coding region: 16-846 (276 amino acids)
Source: RefSeq, a predicted model, not a curated record